Molecule: messenger RNA, 7225 nt
Organism: Orussus abietinus
Lineage: Eukaryota; Metazoa; Arthropoda; Insecta; Hymenoptera; Orussidae
Gene: Hr39
Product: nuclear hormone receptor FTZ-F1 beta
Exons: 7
Coding region: 464-3475 (1003 amino acids)
Biological process (GO): tissue development; hormone-mediated signaling pathway; regulation of transcription by RNA polymerase II
Cellular component (GO): RNA polymerase II transcription regulator complex
Molecular function (GO): zinc ion binding; nuclear receptor activity; RNA polymerase II cis-regulatory region sequence-specific DNA binding
Source: RefSeq, a predicted model, not a curated record
UCGGCGUAACGUAACGUCGCGCGAAGGUGCGCCGUGGCUGGCUGCCCGGGGGCCCUGUUACCUGGCCGAGCUGCCGCAGCCGCUGCCGUGCGCGUCGCCGUCUUCGCCGGAGUUAGCCGAGACGAGCCGAAGCACGGCCACGGCAUCGACGGUGCGCGUCGUCUCGAGUGUCGCGCGACCAGUGCCCGACGUCCGGGGACCGCUCCCCGCGCCCCGUCCCGGCCACCCUCGCCGAGCUCCGGGUCGACACCGCGAGGCUUGCCCGGGCCCGUCGAGGCGGAGCAGCGGAAAGUACGGCGACGGCGAGCCAUCUCGGUCGGACCCCUCGGAGCGGCUCGGGUCGUCCUCUCGGGGUCGCGGUCAGGAUGCGGAGAGCGCCGGAGCGGCUCGACAGGCCGUCUGCGCAGCGCCGCGAGCACCUAGCGCCGAGCCCUGAGCGUCACCCGAGGACGGCGAGCUGAGAAUGUCCGAGCAAAACGGGGGGCCCCAAGAGGGCCCCGGCUGGUGGCCCCCGCAGCAGGCCUGGAAGUCCGCCGCCCUGCCGACUCGCCCCGAGGCCGGCAAGAACGUCUCCGUCACCGCCAUUAACGUGCCGACGGCCCACGAGAUGCACGACGGCAAGAGCAUCUGCAAGUAUCUGGGAGGGCAGAACGGUGUGACGGUCUCGGUGGUGUCGAAUUGCGGCUCCAUACCGAGCGGUGCGGGUUGCCCCGGCGUCGGGCUCGGGGAGGUCGGCGCCCUCGACGACGUCGAGGACAGCGACGGCGAGGUGAGCAAAAUCGACUUCAGGGGCGUCAACCUGCGCACGAAGAAGAAGCGCGAUGCCUCCGGGGGCCCUGACAGCGACGGCGGAGCCGUCGGGGGAGACAGCCUGCAGCAGCACGUGCAUCAGCAACCGGAGCGGCCCAUGUCCUGGGAAGGCGAGCUCUCGGAUCAGGAAAUGUCUUCCAACACCAUUACCAAUCAGGUGCGUCCCCCGAUGCCUGUCGACGUCAAUGAGCGUCGGCCUCGAUUGCACUCCCCUGUAAUCGUUGCGAAAGGAAUUUCAAUUCCGCAGUUAACCAUGUCCAGGUAUUCCUCGUUCCAUCUUGUAACACCGCAAUUAUUUCAGGAUCACGAGGAAACGUCGAUGGAAGGCGUUCAGGUGUGCGGCGCGAGUCCCGGGCCCCAGGAACAGAAGUUCCCGAUCAAGCCGGAGCCGGACUUCAGGUCGAGCCCCGGACUCGCGCUCGGUUCCAUGAACGACACGGUGCUGCCUCUGAGCCAUGCCCAGCAGCUCCAGCAGCAGCAACAGCAGCAGCAGCAGCAGCAACAACACCAACACCAACACCAGCAAUCCAGGGGGCUGGAGGGCCACGAGCAGACCCAGCAGAGCGACCUGCCGCUGUUGGUGGGGAAGCUCCUCGGGGGCUACAACAGCUCCACGCCGAAUCAUAGUCCGGUUCUUAACCCUCGCCAUCACUUGACCAAGCACGGUCACGCGAGAUCCCAGGUCCCGUCUCCGGAUUCGGCGAUCCACUCUGCUUACAGCGUCUUCAGUUCGCCCACGCAGAGUCCUCACGCGGCCAGGCACUCGGCCCUGGGGUCCGGAAGUCCGGUACCCUCGUCGUCGCUCUCGCUCUCACGUCACAGCUUCAACAAUUCCACGUCGUCCCUGUCUCUGUCGCUCUCUCAUUCCCUGUCGCGCAACAACUCGGACGCCUCGAGCAGCUGCUACAGCUACGGAUCCUUGAGCCCACCUACGCACUCGCCGGUGCAGCAGCCGCGGCACUCGCAUCCCCAGCAGCACCAGCAACAGCACCACCAUCACCACCAGGUCACCCAGGGCAGUCCCCUGCACCUUCCAGCGGGUUCCCAUCAUUAUCCAACGCCUGGCUGUGAGCUCUCCGAGGGCCACGCGGACGAGCAAGACGACUGCAGGAUUCCGUCGGCCCCUUCGGGCAUCUCCACCAGACAGCAGCUCAUCAACAGUCCCUGUCCUAUCUGCGGCGAUAAGAUUAGCGGCUUCCACUACGGCAUCUUUUCCUGCGAAUCUUGCAAGGGGUUCUUCAAGAGGACCGUGCAGAACAGGAAAAACUACGUGUGCCUCAGGGGUGCAGGGUGUCCAGUCACUGUGGCCACCCGCAAGAAGUGCCCAGCCUGCCGGUUCGACAAGUGCCUCAACAUGGGAAUGAAGCUGGAAGCUAUCAGGGAGGACCGCACCAGGGGUGGCAGGAGCACGUAUCAGUGCACCUACACCCUUCCUGCGAAUCUCAUAGGUGGGUCGGCCGGUAAUGGCGGCGCCAUGUCCGGGGACAAGAUCACUGGGGGAACCUGCAGUCCUGCUCCACCUGGGAGCGAGCACCACCACUCUGUUAGGCAUCACUCGAACCACUCGCACAAACUGCAAGUGGUACCGCAGCUUCUGCAGGAUAUAAUGGACGUGGAGCAUCUUUGGCAUUACAACGACAAUGAUCGCCUGGCCAGUGGUCAAGGUGGCGCCAUGGGUGGGAUCGCAGACUGUAGGGAUUCCGGACUGGCCGGAGUGGAGGGCAGUGGUAGUGCUAGUGGUGCAGGUACGUGUAACGCUACCGGGGGUGGUAAUUCCUGCUCCAGCGGGGGUAGUAUCGGUGGUACCAACAGUACUACCGGGAUCUGCGGGAACAACAAUUAUGGAGAGAGUGCUGGCAGCGGAGGUGGUGGCGACGACUCGGGCGGAGACGGGGGCAGUUCCGACAGUGGCAGCAACAGUGGGAACCUGGUUGGUAGAGGGGAAUCCUCAAGCACCAGGUCGAACCCCGCCACGGGGACGACCCCUUCGGCAGAGCACGAGCAACGUUCUCCAACUUCUAAGUCGGGGCCCAUUCCUAAUCCCGCCGCCAACGGCAACUCCACUCAGCAUCCCGAUUUUCUUUCCAACCUGUGCAACAUCGCCGACCAUCGGCUGUACAAGAUCGUCAAGUGGUGCAAGAGCUUGCCCCUCUUCAAGAAUAUCUCUAUAGACGACCAGAUCUGCCUGCUCAUCAACUCCUGGUGCGAGCUCCUGCUCUUUUCCUGCUGCUUUCGCAGCAUGAGCACCCCAGGAGAAAUCAGGGUUUCCCUUGGGAAGUCCAUCACCCUGGAGCAGGCCAGGCAGCUCGGGCUGGCAACCUGCAUCGAAAGGAUGCUCGCCUUCACCAACAACCUCAGGAGACUUCGCGUCGACCAGUACGAAUACGUGGCGAUGAAGGUAAUCGUACUACUCACCUCGGACACGAGUGAGCUAAAGGAACCCGAAAAGGUAAGGGCUUCUCAAGAGAAAGCGCUCCAGGCACUCCAACAGUACACCAUAGCCAGGUAUCCUGAGAUGCCGGCCAAGUUUGGCGAACUUCUUUUAAGGAUCCCCGAUCUUCAGAGAACUUGCCAAGCCGGGAAGGAGCUUCUUACCGCGAAACGUGCCGAAGGAGAGGGCAGCUCCUUCAACCUUCUAAUGGAGCUUCUUCGAGGUGAUCAUUGAGUCCAGAACAUCCGGACAACUUCCGCAGAUUCCACGACUAAUGGGUCCACGUAAGCUCCGGGAAUCAGGUUGUAUUAGGUAAGAGCGAUCGCACGGAUAGACCCGAAGAGGAACGACUGUAAUGCGCGUAGCCCGUAAUAGUGUUAGGUCAUGGUGAGGGGACUAUAUCUCUAGAAAUAUUUCUGAUAGGCCGGCGAAAGAGUUGCGCGAUGAUACACUUCGUGCAUAUUUACACACGCGUUAUACACAUGUCUCUGUUGUGCAUAUGCGCACAUCCAGCGGUAACGUCACUGCUGAGUGCCGUGGGAAUUACAAGGAGAAAUUGCAACACUCACGCUUUGAUCGGUGACCUUCCUCCAUGUAACAAACAUGUCGGAAAAUGUGUUGCUCGGACCAGUAGGUGAGCCUCGAAUGCAUAGCCGACGACCUAGCGAUCGCAUGUUCCCAUACGCAAAUCUUCGAGGGUUGGCAAAAAUGAACGUCAAUGAAGGUUUAAAAAAAAAUCAGGCGUAAUCUUCGAUAAGUAUAACGAGACAUUAAUAAUGGUUUGGUACGGUACAGGUACUGUAAUUCCUACGCCGCAAUAGCAGAGCACGCGCGUCGAUACGUGUGUAACAAAGCGUACGCGUACAUAUACAUACGUACGUGCAUACGUACUCGGUAGGAAUACCCACUAGCAAUCAGUUUUUUUUUCUCUCGGUCUUUGUUAUGCAUAACUUAAAACUAACGAGGGAAAGUCAUUGCAUUUCUUUUUACCUGCUCGUAACUAGGUUUCUGUUCACGCUUUUAAACGAUAAGCCGGCGUGCAAGGCGCAAUGGCUGCCGGAGUAAAAGUUGCGCCGCCGAAUCGAGCCUCGGUCUUUGCCCCUUUUUUACACGAAAAGUCAACAGACGCCGAAGCCGAGUGUCAAUCGAUCAGGGCGCGGAAUCGAGCCUGCAAAAAGCCGCAAUUAUAUUCCAUAUACGCAUACAUUUAUAUAUAAUAUAUGUAUACCGUUCUUCGGGCUACGUAGCAGGGCUUGCUCAAUAGCUUUGAUCUCUUUUCUUCGGUAAGCCCGCGCGUGUACAUAAGUUAACACAUAGCGCGUCUGCAAUUCUGACCAAAAGCUCUGCCCGCAGCCCGCGUUUCGAAACGAGCUGAUGAAAUAAGGUCUUCCCGUUUAGCGCACUCCAAGAGGGAAAAGAAUUAAGGAGGGAAAGGAAGGGAAAAAAAGAAAAGUACGUCAUAACGAGGUCCCGUCGAGGGUGGUAACGCCGCUCGACAUUAAAUUAGUGCCUACGUAUGUAUACGUACUUGCUACAGAGUCGCACGGCGUACAUACAUUUAUACAUAGUAUAUACAUAUUAUAUAUAUACACAUAUAUAUAUGAAGAUAUAUUUUUUUUACUGAAAUGCUUCCAUACAGGGCCUGCGCUCUUGCAUUCCUGCCUUGAAAUACAGGAGUUUCGAAGCGGCCUACUGUAUGCUCGUAACGUCCAACGUGUGUCCAGGUGCAAAUGAGACUGAAAUUGCGGCUAAAGCCGUGCGAUAGCACUUAACGUUUACGGAAAUCUAAAAAAGAUGGGAGUACUCGUACGUUUGCGUAAUUUUAGGUGAGAGUGGUCAUACGCGCGAGUGAGAGAAAGAGAGAGAGAGAGAGAGAGAAAGAGUGGUUCGAGGCAAGAUGGCGCUAAAGUCGGUCCUGUUAAAGAACGCUUCCUUCAGUGCGGUCCUUUAACGUAACGGCUGAUAUGAAGUGCUGGCACCGGUCACGAUAAACAAUACCAGUAUUCCCGAAUGUUUCUUGCGAUUACUUAAUGACACAGCAUAAUGCUCUGUGACCCGGUUAAAAGAUGUACUUAAACCUACUCGACGGAAGGUCUUUCGUUUCUAAGACGCCUCAUUUUUAGUGCGUACGCGAACAGGGGCGAAUCGAAGCUCGUAUGUACUCUGGGAAGGUGUUUUGAGAUCUCUGCGAAGUUGUAAUCCAGGGUAGCAAUAUUAUUAUUAUGCUAUGCAUUGCUGCAGUGCAUAUGUAACGUCCAAGCGUCAUCGUGGAGACAUGGUGUUACGCUUAGCUAUGCGACAUUUGUCAAUUAAUUUUCUUACUGGUUUAAAUGGCAUUGAGGAGGGUUGACAGCGAUGUUUCAAGCUGUAUAAGUGACUAGUAACUAUCUCGAUGGAAGACUGGACGCCUGAGUCCUUUUACGCCCAACAAAUCGCCCUUGUGUAUAGGUGUGCCUGUUUCGAGGCACCGUUUGUUAUAUUUUUUCUUUUAUACAUCUUUACGUGCACUAUAUACAUCCACGAGGAGACACUGCGAAGAUUCAAUGCCUAGAAUACAUUCGAUUUUGCUUCGUUGCGUCCUCUCAUUAGACAUCAAUGAUAUGGUACAUUUUAAAACCUACAUUGUGUACAUACAUAGAAAUAGGUUUUACUUUGAGGUUAACAGGUCGAGUACAUGUGUGCAAAUGUGCUUACGGUUUUGAACAAAUGGACAAGCAUUCAUGUACUUAUUGUUAAGGAUCUAUGUAAUUUGUUUAAGUUUGAAGCUACUCUUCAGUGCAAAAGGGUUAAUACAGUAAGAAAUUAUACAUGUAGGCAUGUAUUAAAAAAAAAAAAGAAAUUUUAAUUCGUCAGUAAAGUAAGAGGUAACUAUGCUUUCUUACAGUGGAUCGGUACGAUUUUAUUAUGUACGAUAGUAAGCACAGAUGUAUGCAUGCACACGAGUGAAUCCCUAGUGCGAUCAUGGUAUUGAUAUACAUUUUUUAACAAUUUCUGCAGCAUAAGUCGCUAGCAAACAUCUUAAUGAUAAUACUUAAUGGUAACAAUGACAGAAAGGCUAUCCAGUAUUUCCUACCGCUCACAUUAAAUUCACAUUGAAGACGUUAAAGCGACGAUUUAAUUAUUAAUUACAUAGAACAACGUGACGAAAGUGAUGAUGUAUAUAAAUGAAAGUUUGUGGCGAGGAAAAAGUGCCCCUGUAUGCAUUUGUGUGUGAGCGCAAAAGUGUGUGUGCUGUGUGAUGAGUGUGUCCGCUAUCAUUGCAGAUGAGAAGCGAGAAUAUGUGCAUAAAGUAUAAAAUAGAUAUUUGCCUGUUGAAAAGUGACUAUUCUAUGUUUAUAUUUGAUAGUAGUUAUUUCUAGAUCUUUAAAUAUAAUGCCUCUAUUGGGACGCAAACAGAUUGUUUUAUAUAUAUGCUGCAAAUUAAUAUUAAUAAGAUUAUUUAUCAUUCUUUUUUUUUUAAUGACAAAGGUGGCAAUAAGAGGACGUCUAAUAUAUCAAUCUCGUUUCAAAGAUGUGGUAUUCGCCGAUUGUGUAAAGUGCAAUGUGGCACUUUGGGGGAUUCUUAAAUUGUGGACCUUAAUAACUGCACAUUCUUCACUCGAUAGCAGCACGGUUAAGUUUUUCGACAAAUGUUUGCCAAUCCGCGACAAUAUCUUCGACGACAUCGCAAAUUAAGAUUUUCUCGAUAAUAAAAGAGCUUAAAUAUGACAGACUGCGUAAUGACAAAUAUAUAGGCGUACUGACAUACCGAGACCACACGCAUACAUAUAACACAAAAAUAUAAAUACUACGUACGAUUAAGCAGUGUAAGAGUAAGAGAAAAUAAUGUCAUAUUAAACAGAUGAUAUACUAGUGUAAUAUUACAGAUACUCACGUAUAGUAUUUCUUAUCGAUAUUACGGAAGGCAUCAUGAAAUUUUGUAGAAAAAAAAUAGCAACGCUUCUGUACCACUAACGAUCACAACAAUAAAAAAAAAUAUAGUAA